ACCCAGGCAGUGAAUGUGGAGAUGGCUCUGAUCAGCAAUGCUCUGGCAGCCUACAACUUCAUAGCAGAGCACCCGGAGAGAGCAGCCUUGUAUUUUGUUUGUGGCGUGUGCCUUGGCCUUCUCCUUUCGCUGUUUGCGCUGGUGGUCCAGAUCUCCUGCCGCACAGACUGCCAGGCCAAGCCGCUUAGGAAGCGAGGUGCACGGGCACGGGGCCGAGGGGCAGAGAGUGCCAGCGACAGCAGUGCCGACAGUGACUCCUCAGACUGGGACACAACUUCGGACCUGUCGGCCCGCCGCCAUCGCCGCUUUGAGCGGACACUCCACACCAAUGUGUUCACCUCGGCGGAGGAGCUGGAGCGGGCCCAGAGGCUGGAGGAGCGUGAGCGCAUCAUCCGGGAGAUCUGGAUGAACGGACAGCCCGACAUACCAGGGACUCGCAGCCUCAACCUCCACUAUUAG
Molecule: messenger RNA, 459 nt
Organism: Conger conger (European conger)
Lineage: Eukaryota; Metazoa; Chordata; Actinopteri; Anguilliformes; Congridae
Gene: eva1aa
Product: protein eva-1 homolog A
Exons: 2
Coding region: 22-459 (145 amino acids)
Source: RefSeq, a predicted model, not a curated record